AUGGAACGAUAUAGGAUAUCGGACGAUAAAAAUGGCGAAGUGGAAUUCGAUUCCAGAUCAACGGCGGAAUCAUCAUCAUCGCCGUCGAGAUCACUGCCGAUUUCGACCUCGCCGUCCGAUUCCACCGGCUCUGGUUCUUCCGACGAUGAAACGGAGGCUGACUCCUUCUCCGCCGCAACGUCUCCUUCACCACCGCCUGCAGAAAACAUACAUAUGUAUGGGUGGACAAGUCAACAUUUGCAAGAUAGAGAAAAUGAGGAGAUAGAUGCAGGAAAAUUUGGUUUGGGACUUAUCCAGAAGAGAUAUGUCCAUAACCUGGAGCAAGAGGAGGAGCAGGAAGAGGAUCAGGAGGAGGAGGAAGAACAAGAAGAGGAGAAUGAGGACGAGGAACAGGAAGAGGAGAUGGAGGACGAGGAGGAUGAGGAGUUGCCUCAAGAAAAAAGUUCUAAUGUUGAUGACAAUGGUGUUGAGUCUUCCCUGAAUCUACUCCCAAAAGAAUUCCUGCAGAAAGUAGAGAAAAACAUUCUUAUGAUGAAUUAUGGGAAGAUGAAUCUUAUCAGGGCCUUUACAGAAGCUCCCUCACACAUCAAAAGUAAAUUUGCUUCCGAAUUGAUGUGUGAUAUGGCUAGAUCUGCACUUGGAAGCCAAACAAGUCCAAUUGAAUCUGUGAACGAAAAGUUUGUUAAUUUGUCCACGUUCCUUGAAGACAAGGUUGAUAAUUUUGAUAACUGGAAAACAAUCAUUGAAUCAAUAGUUACUAUUGAAAAGGAAAAGGAAGCACUUGAAGAUUUGACAGAGUUUCCAACUUUCAGAUACAGACAUCUCGUUAAUAAAAAGACUGUUGUUCCAUUCUCUGCGAUUCCACUGCCAGAAGCUAGUUUAAAAAGGUCAUGA
Messenger RNA from Salvia hispanica, 894 nucleotides. NCBI's taxonomy places the organism in Eukaryota, Viridiplantae, Streptophyta, Magnoliopsida, Lamiales, Lamiaceae. The record is from RefSeq and is a predicted model, not a curated record.